Carlito syrichta (Philippine tarsier) is the source of this 2594-nucleotide messenger RNA. It is a transcript of the gene ZNF35, whose product is annotated as zinc finger protein 35. The record is from RefSeq and is a predicted model, not a curated record. Lineage: Eukaryota; Metazoa; Chordata; Mammalia; Primates; Tarsiidae. Bases 238 to 1821 code for a protein of 527 amino acids. The transcript has 4 exons.
ACUUCCUGUCCGGUCAUUGUUCUCGCGCCGGUGGAAGCCGGUGUCCCGGUCCGUCAUCUUCUUGCUUCAGAGCUGGUGAACUCGGGCUGUACCUCUCAGCUGCGCACGUAGACAGUACUCAUCUUGGCACUGGGAAAAAACUCAAGAAGAAAAAUUUUUGAUAUGUAAAGAUUAGAUGGGGUUUGACCUCUGCUGGGCAGCCCCCAACUAUAGGAGUUACCCUGCUGAGCAGAGAAGAUGACUACAGAAUUGAGAGAAGUCAAGGCUCUAGCCCCUUGGGGCCCAGUGAAGGUGAAAAAGGAGGAGGAAGAGGAGGAAGACUUUCUAGGUCAGGCUUCCAGCCAACAAGUGCCCUCUGAGAACAUCAAAGUCUGGGCUCCUGGAGAUGGUCUUCACACAGGCCUUGAUGUAUCAGAAGAAGAGGAAAAGGAUCAGAACAUGUUCUGGGACAUGGCAGUAGUCCUGAAAGCAACGCAGGAGGCACCUGCUGCUUCACCCCUUGGCAGCUACUCAUUACCAGGGACUCUGGCCAAGAGCGAGAUACUGGAGACUCAUGAGAACAUGAACUUUCUAGGUGCUGAAACCAAGAAUCUACAGUUACUGGUUCCCAAAACUGAAAUAUGUGAGGAAUCUGAAAAACCCCUCAUAAUGACAGGAAGAAUCCAGAAAGCUGACCCUCACGAACCUGAGUCAGGAGAAGCCUGUGAAAAAGGAAACGUGUUAAAGAGGCAGAGAAUAAAGAGGGAAAAGAAAGAUUUCAGACAAGUGCCAGUGAAUGACUGUCACUUACCUGAAAUCUUCAAAGAGGAAGAAGACCAGAAAUGUAAGAAAUCUGGGGAAAAAUAUAACCUUAAUUCUGGCACUGUUAAAAAUCAGAAAAUCCAGCCUGGGCAAAAGCCUUUUACAUGCAGUGUGUGUGGGAAGGGCUUUAGUCAGAGUGCAAACCUUGUUGUGCAUCAGCGAAUUCACACUGGGGAGAAACCCUUUGAAUGUCAUGAGUGUGGGAAGGCCUUCAUUCAGAGUGCAAACCUCGUUGUACAUCAGAGAAUCCACACUGGACAGAAACCUUAUGUUUGCUCAAAAUGUGGGAAAGCCUUCACUCAGAGUUCAAAUCUAACUGUACAUCAAAAAAUCCACUCUUUAGAAAAAACUUUUAAAUGCAGUGAAUGUGAGAAAGCCUUCAGUUAUAGCUCACAACUUGCUCGGCAUCAGAAAGUCCAUAUUACGGAAAAAUGCUAUGAAUGUAACGAGUGUGGGAAAACAUUUACUCGAAGCUCAAACCUCAUUGUUCACCAGAGGAUCCACACUGGGGAGAAGCCCUUUGCCUGUAAUGAUUGUGGCAAAGCCUUUACCCAGAGUGCAAAUCUUAUUGUACAUCAACGAAGCCAUACUGGUGAGAAGCCAUAUGAGUGUAAAGAGUGUGGGAAAGCCUUUAGUUGUUUUUCACACCUUAUUGUCCACCAGAGAAUUCACACUGCAGAGAAACCUUAUGACUGCAGCGAAUGUGGGAAAGCCUUCAGUCAGCUCUCUUGCCUUAUUGUCCACCAGCGAAUUCACAGUGGAGAUCUUCCUUAUGUGUGUAAUGAGUGUGGGAAAGCCUUCACGUGUAGCUCAUACUUACUUAUUCAUCAGCGGAUUCAUAAUGGGGAAAAGCCUUACACAUGUAAUGAGUGUGGCAAGGCCUUCAGACAGAGGUCGAGCCUCACUGUGCACCAGAGAACCCACACUGGGGAGAAGCCCUAUGAAUGUGAGAAGUGUGGCGCAGCUUUCAUUUCUAACUCGCACCUCAUGCGGCACCACAGAACCCAUCUGGUCGAAUAACAAGGAAGAGGAAGACCUCCGGCUUUGGUCAUGACCCACUACCCGCCAAAUCAGACACCUCUAAUUUAAAAAAAAUGAAAACUAAGUACCUAAAGGCAAGGACUUUGUUUUAACUGUACCCUAAGCAGUCGUGUUUUUUAAAUGAAAUUUUACUUUCUUAGGAACAAGUCAUAAAAAACUAAGUGAUAAAGAUCCUAUUUGGGGAAAGGUCUUUUUUGUUUAAAUUUUUUUUUUUUUUUAACUCUGGCAAUUGCUUGAACAACAGGCAGGUUAUCUGCUUGGUUGAAUGCUGAAGCUUUGAACCCUGGAUUCUAGUAUUUGGGGGUUAAACAGUGACUAGUUAAGGAAACUGUUUAGGGUAACCAUUCAACAACAACUAAUCUAUGAACAUUUAUAAGCUUUCCCCAGGUAAUUUUUCCCUUGGUAAUUUUUAAAAAGUCAAUCAAAACAAAAAACUAUUAAUUGUCUACUGCUCCCAAAAGGGACAGAAAUAGGAAACAGCCUUUUUCUUGCUGUGUAUACCUCCUGAACCUUGGUAUCGUCAAGCUCCAGGGAUCUCUGAUGAGUCUGUUCUGACCAUUCCCUAGUCUGUAUGACCAAGCACUCAAGGAUUGACGGAGACCCCAUGCACAAGCUAUAUUCAUUUGCUAAGAUUGACAGCUUUUUCUCCAGACAAUUCCUCAGUUCCCAUCGCAUUCCAUUUGGGUGAGAGGCAACUAUCUGCCCCUUCCUGGAUAGAGGAAUCAAAGAAUAAAGCUUGCCUGGAGACAUGC